Molecule: messenger RNA, 3605 nt
Organism: Cinara cedri
Lineage: Eukaryota; Metazoa; Arthropoda; Insecta; Hemiptera; Aphididae
Source: the annotation of a GenBank genome assembly
AUGAACACUGAUACUAGAAAUAUUUCAGUAGAGAGGUUAGAAAAUGAUGAAACAAAAAGUAAAGAGGUAGUAAACAAUCUUUUGAAAGAAACCACAUAUUUUUUUGGAAAAAUACUGUCUUUUUGUUUUUGGUAUUUUACAGAUUGAUUUAGAAGGGAUCUUAGAACUAAAUCCUCAACUACAUUCAAAUAUUCCUACCAUUACUAAUUUGGUUGCUCAAAAUGAUUCUAAUAUACCCACUACUAGCAAAUUAGCGAGUGUAAAUAUACCUAACUUUUCAAAAUCAAACUAAAUUUGUCAUGAUUAUUUAAAAAAAAAAUUUUUUGCUUAUUUAGCUACUAGUUUGAUACUAUGAUAGCUCGACAAUCACAAUAUUUUUAAGUUUUAUAAACUUUGAAUUAUUAGUGUAAUUUUUAUUUAAACUUACUUAGUUUAUUAUUUCAUAUUCAAAUCAAAUUGUUAGAUUUUUUUCUCAAUUUAAAAUUAUUUCUUGAGAAUUUUGUUUGUUUUAAAAGUCAAACAGUUUUCAUAUAAAAAUUUAAUAUCAUAACACAUAAAUAGUUUAAAAAGAUAUUUAAUGUAAAAAAAAUAGUAAUCAGUUAACUAUUUUUUUUUUUUUUUUUUUUUUUUAUGAUUCUUUUUAUACUUCAUUAUUUUUUUAUACAUUUAUUGUAAUAUAUUUAAUUGAUGAAUGGUAAUAAUCCAAUGUUUAUUUCUAGUGUUCCACAAAAACUUCAAUACAAAAAUUUAGUAAUAAUAAAGGCAAGUUUUUGUUUUAUUUGUUAAAUUUAGAUAUUUCUAUAUAGUUAUGUUGUUUUAUUCAUAUUAUAUGUUUGUAUUGUAUUUAGAAAAUUUUUGUUUUUACAGACAUUAUCAUAGGAAAAUGUUGGUAGAUGAUUUCAAUAUUAGUUAUCUAAAAACUAAGUACUGAUUAAUUUAUUUGUUUAAAAAAUACCUAAAUAAGAAAACAUUAGUAGUCUAGAUUUGUUUGAUUGUUAUAACUAAUGUUUAACAAUAAUACAUUUUGUUAACAUUUAUUUUAAGAAUAAUAAGUUUUUUUAAUCAUCCAGUUGACAUAGUUUUUUAAAAAUUAUCAGUGCUUUAUGGUGUCGAUUCUUAGUUAUGUUUCUCUGAAUUAAAAUUGUACAAACUAUUUUUUUCGUUGACAUUAAUUAAUUACAAUUUAUUGAUUUAAUUGAUUUAGGUUCAUAUAAAGAAACAAAACCAAUUAGUAAACAGACCAAUCAUUAUUCACCAGACUCUGGUGAAGUUUUAUUAACAACAGUACCUUGUACACCUUUAAACCCUCCAUCCCAAUAUCAACAAAUACCAGUAUUAAAACCUGCUGAUCUACCACCAUCUCAGACUCGACCAACAUACAUUGUCGGACAUAGCAAUAACACUGUUGAAAUAACCAGUGCACCUAAUACUGCAAUAACAAAUGUAACAGCUGCUACAGCGAAAGGCAGACAUAGUAAUGUAGUUAAGGAAGUAGCAAAAUUAAAAAAAAAUCGUGAAGAAAGGCGACAGCGACAAGUUGAAUUGAAAGAAGAAAAAGAAGCUUUCAUGAACAUAGAUCCUGAUAAUCCAAAUUGGGAAUUUCUUGCUAUGAUAAGGUUUGUUGACUAAUUUAUAAUUAGUUUUAUCUAAUAUUUAUUAAAAACAAUAACAAAUAACCGAUAUUUGUUGUUAUAUUUUAGAGAUUAUCAAUCUAAUUUAGAGUUUAAACCCUUAAGAGAUUCUGAAGUAGUUGAAGAUCAUCAAAUAACUGUAUGUGUUAGAAAAAGGCCGCUCAAUAUAAAAGGUAUGUUUUAAUUUUAAAUAUAUCUUGAUGGAUCGAAUUUUGUAUCACUAUUAUAACUUACAGAAUCAGACAGAUCGCAUAGAAUAUAAAAAAAAAAAAAAAUUAUAUCAAUACACUUCUAAUAAAUGCGUACUUUUAUUUAUUUCUAUUAUAUAAAUCAAUAUUGAUACUAUUAAUGAAAAUAAAACUGACUACAUUUAGUUUGAUAGUAAGUUAGAUCUGUAAAAAAUGAGAAACCUGUGAGUUUGACAUUCCAUACAAUAAAAAUCUAUUCAAAUUAUUAUAUAAACUAAAUUAAUGAGUUUUGAACCUAUCAGUUACAGUAAUUUUAUUUACUGCUUAUUUUUGGUUUUAGAUUUAAUUAUUUAUAUUUCAGAACUUAAUCGAAAAGAAGUAGAUGUUAUUGCGAUUCCAUCUAAAAAUCAGGUUAUUGUGCAUGAACCUAAAAACAAAGUCGAUUUGACAAAAUAUUUAGAAAAUCAGCAUUUCAGAUUUGAUUAUGCCUUUGAUGAAACUUGUAAUAACGAAACAGUUUAUAAGUGAGUCAACAAAAUAUUUUUCAUUCUUUAUUAUAUGUUAAAAAGUUUUAUAAAAUAACAAAUACCUAUUUAAUAAAAAUAUAAAAUUUUGAACUAGAUUUUCUGCAAGACCUCUUGUGAAAACUGUAUUUGAUGGUGGUAUGGCUACCUGUUUUGCUUAUGGACAAACUGGUAGUGGUAAGACUUACACCAUGGGUGGAGAUUUUCAUGGCGAAAUACAAGACUUCAAAAUAGGCAUUUAUGCAAUGGCAGCUAAAGAUUUUUUCCAGUUUUUAAAGUCUCGUAAUUACUCACCAUUAAAUUUGGUUGUUACUGCGAGUUUUUUCGAAAUCUACGGUGGCAAGGUAAUUAAAAAUUAUAAUUAUUUAUUUUUUGUUGUCAUAAAUGUUUAUUUUUUCAGGUAUUUGACUUGCUGAGUGAUAAAGCUAAGUUAAGGGUACUAGAAGAUGGUAUGCAAAAGGUACAAGUAGUUGGUCUUACUGAAAAAGUGGUUACUUCAGUAGAAGAAGUAUUAAAAUUAAUAAAUGAUGGUACCAAUGCCAGGUAAACAGAUUUUUUCAUCAAUAAUUAUUUAAUAAUAUUUAUUGUUAUGGUAUACAAAUUUUUGUUUUAUUAUUAUUAAUUUUUUUUUCAGAACUUCUGGCCAAACAUCAGCAAAUAGUAAUUCAUCAAGAUCGCAUGCUUUUUUCCAAAUUGUACUGCGUAUACCUGGUCUAAACCAAAUACAUGGAAAAUUUUCAUUAAUAGAUUUAGCUGGAAAUGAGAGAGGUGUUGACACAGCAUCAUCUAAUCGACAAACACGUAAAAUAUUUUCUAAUAAUUUGUUUAUUCCUUUGUAUAAUAACAGUAUACAAUUGUAUUUAUUUGUUAUAGGAAUGGAAGGCUCUGAAAUAAAUAGAUCUCUUCUUGCAUUAAAAGAAUGCAUUCGUGCUCUAGGAAAGAAAGGUUCUCAUUUACCUUUCAGAUCAAGUAUAUUAACACAAGUACUUAGAGAUUCUUUUGUUGGUGAAAAUAGCAAAACAUGUAUGGUGAGUAUUGUGUUGAAAAAUCUCAAAUAUUUUUAACAAUAUAUAUGCUAUGGCUUUUUAUAUCAUGCAUUUUAGAUAGCAAUGAUUAGUCCAGGAAUGAGCUCAUGCGAGCACUCUCUAAACACGCUCCGUUAUGCUGACCGUGUUAAAGAAUUGGACGCAUCUGAUCCUGUAGCUAGUGGUGUGGUUGCUUCUACAUAUUUUCCCCCCACAAGACAUUCUUUAAAUAUUUAA